CUACAGGCUUUAAGCUCCACUUCGAGCGGCUCCAUCGCUCACUCGGCCGGUAUUUUGCACCUCGUCUCCGAAGAAAGAGAAGAAGAAAGGAGGGAUGCGUGCAGGGUCCUUGAACGCCACACAUAAGUUCACGAGGCUGACAGAACGAGGACCCUCCUGUUGAUUCAAGUCUUCUUCUCUUCACCUUACCCGGCACAUUUCAGGAAUAUUUCUGGAGCACACCUCUCACAUCUAUAUGGCAAAGUUCCUGGCUGAAUUACUGGGAUGCACACUUCCAGACAAGGGCACUCCACCUUUGUUCGAGUGCCGGAGCCAACCCUAUCUCGGGCUGAGGCCUUCUUCCAAACAGCGGCCAACGAUCUUUGGGACAUUAAACAAUGAGAGAGCGCAGUUUAACAACAAACUGGACAACAUGCCUCAGACACCACCGUUCACGGGGCAGCUGAACACCGGCGGCUACAACAAGAACCUGUACCAGACCAAGGAGGAAAGCUACCCCGGCCUCUAUUAUCAUGACAACAACCUGGCGUCUGGGUCCCUGGAGGCCCUCAUUCACCACUUGGUCCCAACUGCAGACUAUUAUCCAGAUAGGACGUACAUCUUCACCUUCCUGCUCAGCUCUCGUCUUUUUAUCCGCCCAUAUGAACUCAUGUCAAAGGUGUGUCACCUGUGCAUGGAGCAACAGCGACUCAGCGACCCUCAAGCUGACAAGAUGAGAGUCAGGAAGAUCGCUCCCAAGAUCCUCCAGCUGCUGACCGAGUGGACGGAGACCUUCCCAUAUGACUUCAGGGACGAGAGAAUGAUGCGGAGCCUGAAGGAGCUAACCCAUCGGCUGGCCAUUGGAGACGAGGUUUACAGGAAGGCAGUUGGACAGAUGAGCCAGGGUCUGAUCAGGAGGUUGACGGUGCUCAGCCAGUACGAGGAGGCGCUGGUCAAGAUCAACGCCACAGCGGCCGAACGACUGACUGCUGUUAAGGCGAAGCCUCAGGCGGCCAUCCAGAGAGACAUGCUGUCCAUCUGCAACGACCCAUUCACUGUCGCCCAACAGCUCACUCACAUAGAACUGGAGAGACUGAGUUACAUUGGACCUGAAGAAUUUGUCCAGGCCUUCGUCCAGAAAGACCCUCUGGACAACGAUAAGAGCUGCUUCAGUGAUCACAAGAAGGCCAGCAACCUGGAAGCUUAUGUCGAGUGGUUCAACAGACUCAGUUAUCUGGUGGCCACAGAAAUCUGCUUGCCUGUGAAGAAGAAGCACCGAGCUCGAGUCGUCGAGUUCUUCAUCGACGUGGCGCGCGAAUGCUUCAACAUCGGCAACUUUAACUCCCUCAUGGCCAUCAUAUCUGGGAUGAACAUGAGUCCUGUGUCUCGGCUCAAGAAGACCUGGAGUAAAGUCAAAACGGCCAAGUUUGACAUCUUAGAACACCAGAUGGAUCCGUCUAGUAAUUUCUACAACUACAGAACAGCGCUGAGAGGAGCCACACAGCGGUCGAUCACCGCCAACAGCAGCAGAGAGAAGAUUGUCAUCCCUUUCUUCAGCCUGCUCAUAAAAGACCUCUACUUCCUCAACGAGGGAUGUGCCAACAGGCUGCAGAGCGGACACAUCAACUUUGAGAAAUUCUGGGAAGUGGCCAAACAAGUGAGCGAGUUCAUGGCCUGGAAGAAAGUGGAGUGUCCGUUUGAAAAGGAUCGCAAGAUCCUGCAGUACCUGCUGACUGCUCCAGUGUUCACUGAAGAUGCGUUGUAUCUGGCAUCGUACGAGAGCGAAGGUCCUGAGAACAACAUGGAGAAGGACAGAUGGAAGUCUCUGAGGUGUAUCCAGUCUGCUAAGCAGGGUCUAAUCUUCUAAUCUGAAGAAAUCAGAAUGACGACAAACCCCAGACAAGCGAGCCGGGCCCUGUCAACGCCGACGUUGUAUAAACGAAGUAUCCCCGUGUUGGAAGGGAAACGACAAUCUCUUCUUUGGCUGACGAGGAUCUUUUGUGUUCACCCCAGCUUCAGAUUUCUAUUAAGCUCUGCUUUUCCUCUCCUUCUCGCUCUUUGUUCUGUAUAUUUCAGGACAGCUGUUUUUCCUCUUUGUAUGACUUUGUAGUCUUUUUUUAAGAGAAAUGCUACAAACCUUCACAGUAAAAGCCAAGGGGUGCCAUGUUUCUUUUCUGAAGCAUUUCACCCCGAUAAACCUUCUGUGAGUGUAAAUGGAGUUUGUUGGGGUUGUUUGUCUACCCCGCUAGUUUUCAACAAGUUGUUUUUUCUCACUCAAGCUACAGAGUUAGCUGCUGGUUGGCUAACUCAACAGAAACGCUUUACUCGCUGGUUUCAUAAGCCAGCGUUCUUUGUACGGAAAACUCAAAACUUGCCUGGAACACAGUUUAACAUUAAGCUAGCCAUCACUUGUAGUUUUAUUUUGUCUCCUUCCUUUGAGUAUAUCUCAAGUUAUUUUCCUGAAGGUUUUGUUGAUUGUGAUGUGUAAGAAAAUGCACUGGCUGCAUUUUAAAGAUAUAUUUUUUGUUUGUGUGGUUAUCAUCUUUGUGAUUUUCUUAAGCAGGAAGAAACAAGUUUAUAUUUGACACCCCACACUCAGUAAAUUUCAACCAUACGAGAAACACUUUGGUUAAAUGGCAUCUGAAACCCCCGUAUCUUUCCUACAUAGGACUUGGGGUUUUUGAGAAAGACUGUUGGAUGCUCUGACGAGCACUUCGUUGCUGAGGCCUUUAGCAGUGAGUUUAAAUGGAAGGUGUGAUGCAGGUGUGUUCCCUGUUGUUCCUGAUAAUUAGUGUUAAAAUAGCCCCACUGCUGCUGAGAAGAUAAGCCGGGCUGUAGGCUACCAUUCAGUUUCACCUUUUGUUCCUGCUCUACUGUAGAAAAUGAGUGUGCUUGUGCUGCCCCCUGGUGGUUCAGUCCGAAAAGUGAAUGGAUUUUGUGUGGUCGAAUAAUGUGCACUGAGGAUUUCUGUUGAAACGCUAAAUGUGCUAAAUGAUAUCCCUUUUGUUUUUAUUUUCAUAUUAUAAAAAAUACAGUUUCUUCCAUAUUUGUUUUAUUUAUAAAUAUAUUUGUGUAGUCACAUUAUGUCCUCAUGCCGAUAUUUACUAUUAUUUUAUUGUUAUUUAAUUUUGUAAUAGGUACAUAACAUGCUUAAGUAGUCCUCAGGUAUUUGCUUAACUAUUAUUUUUAUAUACAAGUUUGUAUGAGACUUAAUUUUCAAGGUACUAGCUCAGCGUAUGAUGUUGAACGACUGAUGUCUGCUUUGCCUUGACUGCUCCUCCCUCAACAGAGAGUGCUGUUGUGAUUUAUGGUGUACUGUUUUUUGUUUUUUCCUUCUUUUUGUUCAUUCAUUUGUAUUUGGACUGUUAAAAAUGGAAAGAGGAACCAUUUGUUAUGAAUUAGUAGUGUUUAAUAGAGAAAGUUAAUAAAAAAUGUUUAAAAGUA
Molecule: messenger RNA, 3423 nt
Organism: Etheostoma cragini (Arkansas darter)
Lineage: Eukaryota; Metazoa; Chordata; Actinopteri; Perciformes; Percidae
Gene: rasgef1ba
Product: RasGEF domain family, member 1Ba
Exons: 16
Coding region: 236-1846 (536 amino acids)
Biological process (GO): positive regulation of GTPase activity; Ras protein signal transduction
Cellular component (GO): plasma membrane
Molecular function (GO): guanyl-nucleotide exchange factor activity
Source: RefSeq, a predicted model, not a curated record